AUGCAUUCAAUCGCACUCAAAGCAGCCGUGGCUCUACUUGGAGUCUCGACUGUAGCAGGCUUUUCAUGGCAGAACAAUCGGCUCUGCCUGAAGCUAGCAGCACAGGGCGUUGAAGUCGACUUCCCCAACACAACCGACUAUGAAACUGAACAACUGAAUUACUGGUCUGCAGCAUGCACCGCCCUCCGCCCCGACUGCAUCAUAGCUCCAAAAAAUGCUCAAGACAUGGCAAAAGCCGUUGCUGCCAUCAAGAAGUCGAAUACAACUCGUUUUGCUAUCAAGUCUGGCGGACACUCGCCCAAUCAGCUUUUCUCCAGCAUACACGACGGAGUGUUGAUCUCAACCCGAAAUCUUAAACAAAUCACCUACGAUAAAAACACACAGACUGCCGUCCUUGGGCCGGGCUUGAGGUGGGAAGAGGCUGUUGGUGGCCUAAAACAAUAUGGCCAAACUGUCGUGGGUGGCCGUCUUGGUGGCAUUGGUGUCGGUGGUCUUCUGCUAGGAGGUGGUCUAAGUUUCCUCAGCAGCCAGUAUGGCUGGGCUGCAAACAACGUCGUUAACUUUGAAGUCGUCCUUGCCAAUGGCACAAUCGUGAAUGCAAAUGCCAAGUCAAACCCGGAUUUGUAUGCCGUGAUGAAGGGCGGCUCCGGAAAUUUUGGAAUUGUUACUGCUUUUACCGUUAAGACUCAUACUCAGGAUCCAGAGAUUUGGGGAGGCACUAUGUUCAUUCAGGAGGCACACAGCGAAGCAGUAACCCGGGCAAUCCGAGACUUCGCAGAGUACAAUAAUGACGACAAGGCGUCCAUUAUUGGAACCGUCAAUCGCAACCCGUCAUUGAUAUGGGUUGUAUUCCUGACCUACGACGGACCUUCUCCUCCGGAGAUGUAUUCCGAAAUUUCACUCAGAUCCCAGCUAUUCGAAAUACUGUCAAGAGACAGAGUUAUUCAUAGCCUCAUGCUUGCCAAUGAUGAAUAUAUCCAUCAUGGUAGCCGAUUCGCUAUUAGUGCUGAAACAGCGUCACCCAUCAGGCCCGCACGGCUACGAUAUUUCCAGGUCUUUUUAUUCGACCCACUGAACAAUGUCACCGAUCAGUUUAUUGGCAUCCCCAGUAGUGCGAGCUCUUUCGUUCUUCAGCCUUUGCCACGAUCCAUCACCACUAAGGCUAAGGAGUCAGGAGGCGAUGUCGCCGGCUUUGACCCGAAAUUCGACUACAUGCUAAUGCAGAUUGCCAUUUCAUGGAACAGCUCUUCAUCAGACGCCGCAAUUGAGAAAGCCAACCGCAAAUACUAUACCCUUCAGGGUGAGAUGAUAAAGCAAUAUACCAAUGAGGGCAAGCUGCCCAAGGCAUAUACCCCCCUCUAUCUAAACGACCUGAAUGCCGAGCAAGACUUCUGGGGACGUGUGGCUCCUUCAACGAGGCAAAAGGCUCAGGCAGUCAGGCGUGCAGUUGACCCCGAUCUGUUCUUCCAGGACAGGGCCACUGGUGUGUUCCGACUUGGCUAA
Nannizzia gypsea CBS 118893 is the source of this 1503-nucleotide messenger RNA. Its product is annotated as FAD binding domain-containing protein. The record is from RefSeq and is a predicted model, not a curated record. Lineage: Eukaryota; Fungi; Ascomycota; Eurotiomycetes; Onygenales; Arthrodermataceae. The transcript has 5 exons. Gene Ontology annotation, molecular function: FAD binding. The coding region runs from base 1 to 1503 and encodes 500 amino acids.